Messenger RNA from Phyllopteryx taeniolatus (common seadragon), 6634 nucleotides. It is a transcript of the gene tbc1d4, whose product is annotated as TBC1 domain family, member 4. Bases 326 to 4132 code for a protein of 1268 amino acids. The transcript has 23 exons. NCBI's taxonomy places the organism in Eukaryota, Metazoa, Chordata, Actinopteri, Syngnathiformes, Syngnathidae. The record is from RefSeq and is a predicted model, not a curated record.
GCCUCGCCUCGCCUCGCCCCUGCAAGACGCUGCGUGCGUGGCGUGCGUGCGCGCGCGCAAGCAAAGCCAGACAACAGGAAAGACGGCACUCAAAACAACCUUUGGGCGUCUUUUAAGGAGAAUCGGCCGGUUGGGGUCGCGCAGUCUUGUGUUGACAUUGGCGACGUCCCGAGCCGCGUUCCUCGCUUCGGAUAAAAAAAAAAAAAAAACAAGAAGAGGAGGAAGACGGGAAAGCGAUGAUCUCCCAUCAAUUUUGCCAGCUUUGCGCCUUGGGGGAGGGGCGACAUUUGACUGAUUGAUUUCUUUUCGGGCCAAAAAGUUUGAAAUGUCCCAGCUGUCCACCACGGAGAGCCCCGCGGGCGAGGAGGACAAGAGGUUCCCGCUGACCUACGUCGGCUGGUCGGCGCUGGACCGCCGCACCACGCUGCCCAUGCUGCCGUGGCUGGUGGCCGAGAUCCGGCGGAGGAGCGAGCGGGGCGACUGCGGCCCCGCCAUGCAGCCGCGGGAGGUGCAGCUGGUGCUCCACAGCCCCGUCCUCCGCUGCGUGCCCUGCUCCUCUUGCAGCCGCAGCUGUUCGGUGUUCAUCUUCGAGCACAAGGCGCAGCACAUCUCCCGUUUCAUGCACCACAGCAACGACCUCACCUACUUUGCCUACCUGCUGCGGGCCCACCCGGACGACCCCGAAGCGGAGAUGUCCUGUCACGUGUUCAAGGCCUGUGACCCCAACCAGGUGCCCGAGGUCAUCAGCAGUAUUCGCCAAGUGUCCAAAUCGGCCCUAAAGGAAGACACCAAACCAAAACAGGAAGCCGACGAGGCCUUCUACAACUCUCAGAAGUUUGAAGUUCUCUAUUGUGGCAAGGUGACGGUGGGGCACAAAAAAGCUUCGUCCACUCUCAUCGACGACUGCAUCGAGAAGUUUCACCAACACGAGGUCAAGCGGAAACGGCUUCUCAACGGCCAGCGCGGGUCCGUGGACAAGGUUCCUGUGGAGUUCACCAUCGGGGUGGGAGGAGAUCCGCUCUCCACCGCUUUGAAUGAGAAGAACGAGGACGCCGAAGGUUUCGGAGAGGACGACGUGACCGAACGUGUGGGAGCGUCCGCCGGCAUGUCGGCCAGCGGCAGUCAGAGCAGCCUGAGGGGAGCGUUCCCCGAGUGCAUCCUGGAAGAUUCGGGCUUUCGGGAACCGCAGGAGUUCCGCACGCGCUGCAGCAGCCUGGCGGGAAGUCUGCAGAGGAAAGCCGGAGACGGCGUCGGGAUGGACCCCGCGCGACGCAGGCACGCUAGCGCGCCCAACCACGUUCAGCCGUCCGAUUCGGACCAAAACAGAACUAUGCUUUUCCAGGUUGGUCGUUUUGAAGUAAACCUCAUAAGUCCAGACAGCAAAACAGUGGUGCUGGAAAAAAACUUCAAAGACAUUUCAUCUUGCUGUCAGGCCAUCAAGCAAACGGAUCACUUCGGAUUCAUCUGUCGCGACCAUUCGGAAUCCGGUCCCAGCCAGUACGUGUGCUUCGUUUUCCAGUGCGCUAGCGAGUCUCUGGUGGACGAGGUGAUGCUAACCUUGAAGCAGGCCUUCAGCACGGCCGCGUCCUUGCAGAGCAGUAAGACUCUGGUCCAGUUGUGCGAGGCCUGCCCCAUGCACGACCUGCACAAGCUCUGCGAACGCAUCGAAGGCCUUUACCCGCCCAGAGCAAAGCUGGCCAUCCAGAAAUAUCUCUCCCAGCUGGCUGACAACGAGCAAGUGGAGAUAUUCGAGCGAGUUCAGCGACUGAAGCCCGCUUCCGACCAAGAGGAGAACGAGCUGGUCGUUCUGCAUCUCAGGCAGCUGUGUGAAAGCAAGCAAAAGACCCACCGCCACAUCGGAGAGCCCCCGCAGAACGCCAACAACUCGGCGGGGGACGGCGCGGCCACGGGCGGCCGCUUCAAACUGGACAUCCUGAAGAACAAGGCUCGCUCGUCCCUCACCAGCUCGCUGGAGAACAUCCUGGCCAGGGGGGCCAGCCGGAUGCGAGGACGUCUGGGAAGCAUGGGCAGCUUUGACAAACAGGAUGAAGAAUCCUCGGGCGUCUCGCCGCCGGCUUCCCCGCCUCCAUACCCGGACGACGACCCGGAAGCGGGCCAGCAGUUCCGCAGGCGCGCUCACACCUUCAGCCACCCGCCGGUGAAAAAGCGCAUCUCCUUCGAGGGCCAGACGGGCAACCUGGCCAAGCAGGCGCCGCUGCGCCGGCAGCACUCGGCCACCUCGGAAGCGCUGCAAAGCAGUCCCGCGCCCGUGUCGAGAACGCGCAGCUUAUCGGAGAGCCGGUCCUUCAGCCUCCCCUCCUCCUCGUCCUCCUUCUCCGCUCCCACUUUCCUGAAGAGCAUUUACCAGGGCUCGCUGGGCUCCCUGAGCUCGCUGACGGACAGUGGGAGCAUCAAGAGCGGCAGCAAUGGCGACGGCAGGAAGAGGACACUGUCAGGCUGCAGCAGCGACUCGCUGAGCGUGCCGCCGCCGAGCCCGCGCAGGGUCUCGUGGAGACAGAAGAUCUUCCUGAGGGUGGCGUCGCCCAUGGGCAAGACUUCCAUGCACCACUCAGAGCAGUCAGACGCCAGGGAGCUGUUGCCGCUCUCCCCCGGCGGCCCGGACUCCGGCGCCGACCCUCCGAGUCGAGGAGGCGGCCGGCCCGAGAGGACGGCGGCCGACUACCGGGCGCUGUGGAAAACGGCCGUCCGCCAGCAGAUAUUGCUGCUGCGGAUGGAGAAGGAGAACCAGAGGCUGGAGGAAAUAUGGCGUCAAGCGUAUUCAACGCAAAGCCACGCGAGCAGCGAGGACGACUUAACGGACAAUGUUUCUUUCCGCCCAGCGAGUCGCGACGAGCUGCACAUCCGCAAGAUGAAGCUGAGCUACCAGGAAGUGGGCCCCGACUCCCAAGAGGCGCAGGCGUUGUGGGAGAAAAAACUGACGGCACCGGGCAGAACCACGGUGCGGCAGGACCGGGACCAUCUGUACCGAGCGCUCUGCCAAGGUGUUCCCAAAAGUCGUCGCGGGGAGGUGUGGCUGCUGCUGUGCCAUCAGCACCGCUUGUGUCGCCGACAUCCUCCGCGCCAGCCGCCCGCCGACACGCCCUACAGGGAUCUGUUGAAGCAGCUCACCGCGCAGCAGCACGCCAUUCUGGUGGAUUUGGGUCGGACCUUCCCCAACUUGGAGUACUUCUCGGCCCAGCUGGGCGCUGGGCAGCUUUCCCUUUACAACCUGCUCAAAGCCUACUCGCUGCUGGACACUGAGGUGGGCUACUGCCAGGGCGUCAGCUUCGUAGCCGGCGUGCUGCUGCUGCACAUGAGCGAGGAGCAGGCCUUCGACACGCUCAAGUUCCUCAUGUACGACCUCGGCAUCCGGCGCCAGUACAAGCCCGACAUGGUCUCGCUGCAGAUCCAGAUGUACCAGCUCUCCAGACUUCUGCACGACUACCACCGCGACUUGUACGAUCACCUGGAGGAGUACGAAAUCUGCCCGAGUCUGUACGCCGCGCCGUGGUUCCUCACGCUCUUCGCCUCGCAGUUCCCGCUGGGCUUCGUGUCGCGCAUCUUCGACUUUCUGUUUGUCCAGGGCACGGAGGUCAUCUUCAAAGUGGCCCUGUGCCUGCUGAGCAGCCACCAGGGGGCGAUAGUGGAGUGCGACAGCUUCGAGAGCAUCGUGGACUACCUGAAGUCGACGCUUCCCAGCCUCACUCAGGCGCAGAUGGAGCAGAGCAUCGCCAAGGUGACGGAGAUGGACAUCUCCAAGCAGCUGCACGCGUACGAGGUGGAGUACCACGUGCUGCGGGACGAGGCGGCGGAGGGCGGCGCCGCGCCCGACGACUCGGAGCGCCUCGACAAGCUGGAGAAGACCAACGCGCAGCUCAAGAAGCAGAACAUGGAGCUGCUGGAGAAACUUCAGGCGGCGCGGCAGAAGAUCCAAACCCUAGAAAGCAACGUGGAGAACUUCCUGUCCCGCGAGAGCAAAAUGAAGCACGUGAUCCGCACGCUGGAGCAGGAGAAGGCGGCUCAGCGGAAGACGGUCGAGCGCAUGCGCGCGUGCCUCCCGCCCGACGCGCUCGGCGACGUGGAGAUGACCCACGUCAAGGCGGCGGCGGACGCCAAAGCCAAGAAGCCUUGAUGGCCAGCGGACGCGUGCAGGGCCUCGCCGUACGAUGUUUGUAGCAGGCCGUUUCUGGCACACGCUGCGCUGCUGUGCUCCGUUGGGCUGAAGUGUUGGGACGACAGCACAGUGACGCUCUCAAUUCAUUUCCCGCAGGAAAUCACGCAUAUUGAAAUAAUCCAGGCUCUGACUUAACCUUUAUUCACUGCACAAGGACUGUUUUAAGUCACAUUUUUAGAAUUCUCCAUUGUCGCACAAAGUGGUCAAAUAAUAGAGCAUAAAAGCUGCCGAAAAAGAGCCACCGUUAAUACUUUGAUGCUCGCUGAACUGAAUUUGCGAUAUACUGACGCGUUGGCCUGGCAAGUGGUUACAGCGAUAAACAUUUUUACUGAAGAGUUCUGUCGAAAAAAGCCAACCUUUUGACUUUUUUUGGGGGGUGGGGGGGGGGGGGCGGCGCCAAGGAGGAAACAUAUAUCACAUAUUCACACUGAACUGAGCUCUCCUGUGGGAUGACGUCACUUUUCCAUGACGUCCUCCACAAAAAUGAAGCAAUGUCAUGUGGAGCUCAGGGUUCGAACGGCAACAUUUUGUGUCGUGAUUUGAAUUUAGAGGUUCCGCUGUUAACUAUUUGUACCUUUUCCACUUCCAGAAAAGGGUACAGGUAGGUUCCGGGGUACAAAGAAGAAGAAAAAAAAAAAGGAGGAUUAGUUGCCCCAUUGACAAGCCAUUGUACAUGUGCACGUCCAAUAAUGUUCCUGUAGUGCAUGCGGCGUCGGCUGUCGUGUAAAAUCAAGACGCACAGCAUCCAUUCAUCUCUUUUCGAGUGGAUUAUUAUUGUAAUAUUUUUUUUAGUAACACUUUCAUUUCUUCUGAAUGGCUUUGCUUUCUAUUCACUGGAAGCUUUUGUUGUUGUUGAAUGUAUUUUUCAUCCAAAGAGUUUUUUUUUUAUCCCCCCCUCCCCCCAUUUACAGAAAAGCAACUUGAACUUUUCAGAGCAUCUGCUCCUCUUCCUCCUCCUCCUCUUGAGAAGGAAGUGUCGCUUUCAAAAGCUCAGACAGGAUGUGAGGUCGUCUGCCUCGUCGGUUUCCUGUGUGACUGACCGCAGAAUCGCCUCCACGGCGCAGCGAAACAAAAUCAAACAAAACUUUUUGAGGUGGCGCAUUUGAAGCCGAAUGGACUCUUUUGCGGCUUUGGUCAAAACCGAAUCUCUCGUUCUGCCCUUUUCAGGGAUGAGCAUGAAAACGCUUAAUUGUUGUUACAAACUUGGGUCAAUUUGUUGAAAGUCCAAAUUGCGUGCAGUACUUGUCUGCGACCAGCAGGGGCGCUCUCAAGCAGUUUGCCGUUUAAAGAAGAGAUUAUGACUUUGAGAAAAAAAACUUUUUCUUGUAACAGACUUAUAUGGAAUGAUUAAGCCUUUUUCACAUGAAAGUUACAACUUUAUUGUCUUUUUCUACAAUAUUUUUCCAGUAUUUUCUUUUCCUAAAAAAAAAAAAAUUACUUUUUUUCUCAUAACAUUAGGACUUUUUCAUGAGUUUAACUUCUUUCUUGUCCAACGUUUCCCCCCAUAAAGGACAUUCUCGUUAUGCCUUUAAAACAAAGAAAAAAAAGAAAAAGUGCACUGCUGAGCAAACGGGGGCUCUUCUGAUUCAGUAUCCACAAACAAAAACAGUUCAGAUAUUUUUUGCAUUAAAAAAAAAUGCAUUAUGACUUCGGGAGGAAAUAAUUUUUUUUUCUUUAAAAAAAAAAAAAAAAAAAAAACAUUUCUCAGAAGUGCAUUUUUUUCCUUGAAUUUGUUGUCUUAACAGUAAGACUUAAAAAAAAAAGAGAAACUGAACUGACAGCAACCAGCAGAGGCGCUGUUGAGUCAGUCUUGAAGAAGCACCGACGUCAGCUGUGGCUUACAUCCAAUGUCGAUUAUUGUAGUUGAUCUGACAUUCAGUGAGAGCGAGAGAGAGUUUCUCACCCCUUUUUUAUAAAAAUAUUUCAAAAGUCACAAUGGAUGACUUGAUGAUGGCUCGUUUUGCCCGUAGACGUUUUUGUUUUGCCGCAGGUGUAUUGACGCCACGUUGUUGCAGUGUGCAGAUGUAAAACCACAAGAGGAAGAACUUAAGUUUCCAUUUCACACAAGAUUUGUUGCUGCGUUAGUACUUUUGAAGCGCUCUUCCCUGGCUGCCUGACUUUGGUUUCAAGCGUUUCUCAGUCCUGACUAGAACGAAACAUCGCCAAAAUGACAGCACAUUUGAUUCGGGCUGCCAGCCUCCCCGUCCUUCUACAGAUUUGUUUCUUUGUAUUCUCAAUGUCAAGUGCUCCAAAUGUUCCGUUUAGUGUUUUGGGGGAAUUUUUGUGGGUGUUUGCGUGGAUUCUAUAGCACUUGGCGUUCUUUUGCUACAAGCUACAGCGUGCCACGUUCCGGUGCGACACGUUUAUCUCCACUUGGUGCUACGUGUGCCUCACAGCAAUUGUCAAUGAAAACCGACGUGUUUGGUUUGUUUUUGGAAAAUAAAACAUUUUUGUAUGUUC